GAAAGCGAACACUUGAAUCUUUUGAAGCUCUCUCUGCUUCCAAGAAAAGAGAGAAAUAUCAAUCGCACAUUCACUGACAGGCCGUUGGCGAGCGCCUCCAAGCGCUGCAACGCCGUGUGUGUUAUAUAAUUCCUGAGUCCUCCCCGGGGGAGGAGCGGCCUUGGCGAUGGCCGUUCCCCCUUCCUCCGCCGCCGCCCCUCGCCGUGCAGUCCCGCCGGCCAUGGGCGAGCGCCGGGGGCCGGCGGUGCCGGAGGAGACGGCGGGCCCGGAGCGGAGCUCGAAGUCGAGUGCUGCUGAAAAUGGCUCUGACCUCGAUGAAGAGCCUCUACUCAGAAAAAAUCACCGCCGGUUUGUCAUCUUCCCCAUCCAGUACCCCGACAUAUGGAAGAUGUAUAAGCAGGCUCAGGCCUCCUUUUGGACAGCAGAAGAGGUUGAUUUGUCAAAGGACCUUCCUCACUGGAACAAGCUGAAAGCAGAUGAAAAAUACUUUAUCUCUCACGUUCUGGCGUUUUUUGCAGCCAGUGAUGGAAUUGUAAAUGAAAACCUGGUGGCACGUUUUAGUCAGGAGGUGCAGAUCCCAGAAGCUCGUUGUUUCUAUGGCUUUCAGAUUCUCAUUGAGAAUGUUCACUCAGAGAUGUACAGCUUGCUCAUAGACACCUACAUCAAAGAUCCCAAGAAAAGGGAUUUCUUAUUUAAUGCUAUUGAAACAAUGCCUUGUGUUAAGAAGAAAGCAGACUGGGCUUUGAAGUGGAUUGAAGACCGAGAAUCCACUUUUGGUGAGAGAGUGGUCGCCUUUGCUGCAGUAGAAGGCAUCUUCUUUUCGGGUUCCUUUGCUGCUAUAUUUUGGCUGAAGAAGAGGGGCCUGAUGCCUGGAUUGACUUUCUCCAACGAACUUAUUAGCAGAGAUGAGGGUUUGCACUGUGAUUUUGCUUGUCUAAUGUUCCAUUAUUUAGUGAACAAACCAUCAGAAGAGCGAGUCCGUGAGAUCAUCGUUAAUGCUGUAGAAAUUGAGCAGGAGUUUCUAACUGAGGCAUUACCCGUGGGUCUGAUUGGAAUGAAUUGCACACUGAUGAAACGAUACAUUGAAUUUGUUGCAGACCGGUUACUAAUGGAGCUUGGGUUCUCAAAGGUCUUUAAUGCAGAAAAUCCUUUUGAUUUCAUGGAGAAUAUUUCUCUGGAAGGAAAAACAAAUUUCUUUGAGAAGCGGGUUUCAGAAUAUCAACGUUUUGCUGUUAUGGCAGAAACAAUGGACAAUGUCUUCACUCUGGAUGCAGAUUUUUGACAACCUGGCAAAUGAAUGGUGACUGUUUCCCUCUCCUCAUCUCCCUUUAUGCUGGGAAGUUGACUUAAUUUCCUCUUAUGGAAAUCAGAGUCUACUGGGAUAUUUUUCCUAGAUUUUCAUGUUGUUUGUCAGAGGGGUAAAUAUAUUUCUCUCUGUGGUAUUUGACGAAAAAAAGGGGGAUCAUUUGUAAAAGAUUUAUAUGGCUUUGUAAAAGGAUGGCCUUUUUAAGAUUCCCUUGACUCAUCCGCUGUCAAUGCUGUCUUUAAAGAUGACAUGGAUGCUACUACUUUUUAAAGACUUCAGUAGUGUUUUAAGAAAACAAACUGCAUAUUUACCUCAUGUUGUGGUAUUUUAAUCUGAAAACCAGAUAAGGUAUCACUCCAUGUAAAAACAUUGCUACAAAUUAUUUUCCUGUCUUCUGUUUUCAUGUUUAUAGAUUUGGCCUACAGUAAAGUCUCUUCUGUUUUAUCCUAUUGCAGAUACAGUAGUAAUUGAAUGUGGGAAGACCUUAAUGAAAUCUGAACUAUGGAAUAGUAUUAAACUCAGGAAUUAAGUGUAAUCUCCCCUGGGUUCUGUCUGAAAAAAAUGUUACUCUGCUUGGAAAACUGAUGGGUCUUGGUAGGCAUUUAAUUCAAAUACAUGUGAAAGAAUCACAGCUUUACAGCUGUUACUGAAUAGGUCAGUGGACUUUGAAUGGUCCUUGAAAAGGCACACCUGUUAACAGUGGAGAAAAACCAUAUCCUGUAGUUCUUUGGCUUGUGCUGCCUGUUUUUCCUUGCUUCACUGAUCAAGUGCCUUAUUAAGCAGUCUGUACUCGUGUGUGUUAUCAUCUGACACUGAAACAGCCAGCUCUGGGUGUUGUCCAUCUCCCCCUGUCAUGCUGGGCUGUUUGAUAUUCUCCCCUUCCUGGUUGCACCUGUGGAUGGAAGGGGUGAGAAGACGUUAUUCCAAGGGCUUGUUCCUUGAGAUGCUACAAAUAGACUACUUGGGCUGUAAGGAAGCACCCAAUAACAUAUGAAGGUACAUCAAGUUGUGUUUGAUGCCAAGCAUUGGAACUAUUGUCACAGAAAAGCUUCUGAAAGAAGGUAUUUAACAUUUCAAAAACAAACCCAGAAGCAGUAUGGACUAGCAGCAUCUUACAAAGAUGGUUUUUGAUUGUCUACCUGAAAACUGUGAUUUUUUUGAUACCACACACAGAGAAUGGAGUGAUUGAAGAGUGGCUAAUGUACUGCAGUGGUACUUGGGGUGGAAGGGAUGCUAUUCAGCUAUUGGUUUAUUUGCAAAUAGAUAGGCUCUUUUUUUUCCAAGAUGAAGUGAGUGUACCAGAGCUAGACAAAGGGUUUUGCUUUAUUAAACCCAAGCAUUUUUCACAAUGUUCAGCAUUUUGUGAAAGAGCUUUUGUAAGUCUUACUGUUGCAAACAUCUUGUGCUGCUUUUGGUACACCCGCCAUGAGCCAAACUGACAGCCCAGGGUUAUCAGUGAUGGGGUGGUGUAAAUGUUAUUUCCCUGCCAGCCCAGAUCAGCCCAGAUAGUCCUGAGUACUGGAAUUCCAUGAAAAAGGUCCACUGCCUUAGCAUAGUUCCUAGUGGACAACUGUCCAUGCUGUAAAAAUAAGCAGCAAAAUCGACUCUGUUCUUUUAGUCUCUGUAGAAGAUCAGUAUGUACUGAGCAUGGAAAUGGAACAGCUUUUUUUUUCCUAGAGAAGAGCCUACAUAAUUUGACAUAAGGCUCUUGGAAGAGGGCAGAGGGGAACGUUGAGAAUACAGAGAAAAGCUGGAGCUGGUGGCCCUCACUAACAUCCUGGAGCUGGAAGAGAACUGAACUCAAAGGGAAAACCCAGUGCCUUUUGGAAAUACUGAGUUGAUAGGAGAGAAAGAGAAAAAUAUUGUAAAUGGGUCUUUUGUUGGAACCUAUUAUACUACUGAAAGUACUGAAAAGCAUUUAUUUUGAGUCUUGUGAGUUAUGAUGAGAGUAUAGAGAGUAUUCUAAUGUGAAACUGCAAUGUGCUCAGGUUCUGUAAAUGUAUAUGAGAUACCAAAGUCUGGUACAACAGCUCCCACUCAAUUUGUGUGUAAAAUAUGUGUGUAGUUUCAAUAAAAUUUGAGUGUGGGGAAGCCAAUGCCUUCAUUUACGA
Molecule: messenger RNA, 3417 nt
Organism: Sturnus vulgaris (Common starling)
Lineage: Eukaryota; Metazoa; Chordata; Aves; Passeriformes; Sturnidae
Gene: RRM2B
Product: ribonucleotide reductase regulatory TP53 inducible subunit M2B
Biological process (GO): deoxyribonucleotide biosynthetic process
Cellular component (GO): cytosol
Molecular function (GO): ribonucleoside-diphosphate reductase activity, thioredoxin disulfide as acceptor
Source: RefSeq, a predicted model, not a curated record